Molecule: messenger RNA, 1746 nt
Organism: Anopheles merus
Lineage: Eukaryota; Metazoa; Arthropoda; Insecta; Diptera; Culicidae
Exons: 2
Coding region: 162-1613 (483 amino acids)
Source: RefSeq, a predicted model, not a curated record
UCCUCCCUGCCAAGCCGAAAACCGAUAACAACAAUCUAACCAGCACGGAGCUGUGACCCGUUAUUGAAGUAGAAGUCAGUUCUCCACCAGACGUGUAUCAUCUCGUAGGUCCACCGCAGGUUGGCUCCUAUGUUGGUCACCUGUUGCUAAACUUCUCAAAGAUGAAUCUUAUAGCAAUAGUGGCAGUGUUGGCGUGUCUGGCAAACUGCUUGCACGCUGCACCCACACCGUGCGAAACCUCAACCCUGGAGGACACCGUGUGUGAACAAACCGAAUAUGAAGCGUAUCGUGACUGCGUCGAAGAGCUAAAGGCAGCUCGCCAGAAGCGACAGACGCUACCCUGUCCACCGGUUGUCGUGGAGCCCGUGAUUCAAACGGCGAAACCAUUCGUGGCGUUCGUGCCCGUCAAACCGCUGCCCGUUCUCCAGCGACCGGUGCUGAAGAGCCUAGACCGCACGGUGAUCGUACGUCCCGACACGAACCAGAUCGACGAUGGCGGUGCAGCAGACGAUGAGGACGGCGAGAACAGUGUGCACUAUCGCGUACCGGUCAAUGUGACCACCGUUAUACGGCUCACGAACAUAGUGAACAACACCAACCACAUCCACAUGCCGACCACGCUGAACAACACCAACGUGAACAACAUCCACGUGUACACGAAUCUAACCGAGCUGGCUCCGGACGAUGGUAGCAGCGGCCCGGAACGGGAGCGCUGCUGUACGGCGGUGCGCCCCAAGAGUUGCCACACGUCGACGCAGGGAGUGCGCUGCAAGCAUCACAAGUUCCAAACCUGCGGCCCACAGUGUACGGCCGACGUGAUACACGUUCAGCAGCGCAAGCGCUGCAACCGCUUCACGGGCGAAUGUAAGGAAAAGAUCGCUUACGUCCCGCAGCCUGAAAAGCCAACCUGCGUGUACAUCGACGAGUGGCCGUACGUGGUGUGCGGCAAGCCGGCCAACAUGAGUGUGAUAUGUGCGGGCUGCUACGACCAUUACGGGCACGGGUACGAGGCGUUCAAUGGGCACGCGCGGGUACAGGACCAGUGCCGCGGCUGCUAUGACGAUGCGUUUGACGUUGGUCCACGGUAUAGGCGCGGUCCGGUGCUUCGUCCGUUCUACUACCAUCAGGCACCCUGCUUCCUCGCCGGCAACUGUCCGGAGGGGUACGGCGACUGUGGCUACGGUUGCUACGGGCAUGAUCGUAUUGAUCCGGCCUGGGGUGCAGCACCGUCGGCGGUCGAAACGUUCGAUCCCGCCCUGGAUCAAUCGAACGUGAUCUACUACGAUGGGGACGAUUUCGCGGUGUCGAACGAGGCGUCGGACGAUUGGGGCGUACCGACGGCCAAGUGUGCCGUCGUCACGGAUGGUUCAACCAUUACGGUUAAGAACUGUACGCAGGGUGUGGAUAAUCCUUACAUGGCCGCACCGGCUACCCAUCCACAGUAUGGGCAGAAGUGGCAGGAGAAGAAAGGAGAAGAAACGAACAAGCUGCCUGCCAGUGGGCCCGGUGAGGACGAGGACGAGGACCAGGACGAGGAGGACGGUUCGGGUGCUGGUGCCAUGAACAAUGAGGUGUACUUCGUGGAGGAGUACGACGAGGAGGAAAAUCUUUAAACGCCUCCUGCGUAGUGUAGUGAGCGUAAAGCCUGCAAGGAAUGUUGUUCAAAAUAGGAAGUAAAAUGCAAAUAAAAGUCACGCACGCGAGAAGAAGCUCGACCAGUUUAUUGUGCGUCCAUAGUUUAACCUA